GGCUUCCGGCCAGCAUGUUAGGUUUCGAAGUCGUCCUCUACGGCCAUGACAAGAGAGGGGAGCAGUCAGGGUCGCAUCUACCAUUUAUUCUCUGUCAAACCAUGAUCUGAAUUCCUACAACCCUGAGGCCGAAGAUAUCUGGUGUGAUUGUGGGAAGUGAGCCUCGCACUUUGUUUCAGACAUACAGGAGCAGUUAACCACUGUGCACAAUGUCGUUGAGGAGAGCAGACGGGGUAUCCCUUAUCCAAGCCCUGGUGAUGACUGUGGCUGAGAUUCCAGUUUUCCUGUACUCUACAUUUGGGCAGCCAAUUUACAGUGGGAUUUUAUAAUUCCACUAAGAUGGUGAGUCUUGAGUUGCUGAUUCAUUCCAUCUUUUCGCAACUGAAGCUAUCUCCAGGGCUGAAGAAGGUUCUUUUUGCAACUGCUUUGGGCACAGUGGCCUUGGCCCUAACAGCACACCAGCUGAAGAGGAGGCGGCGAAGGAAAAAGCAAGAUGCGGAAAAACGCAAGGAGGCGCAGCUGCCUGCUCUGGGGAAAUUUGCACCCUCAAGGAGAGCAACGCCCCCUAGAAGAGUGCAGAGCCCAGGAAGUAAGAGUAACGAUACACUCAGCGCAGUUUCCUCCAGCGUGCUAGGCAGGCGAUCUAGCUCUUCACACAGUCUAACAUCCGUAAGGAAAAUUUCAAACUCUGUUGUUUUUCAAUUAACUUAUGGAGAUGAAACAUUUCUGGGAGGAAGUAGGACCAGUUGGGUACGACCAGCAAACACGCCAAGUCCAGGCUCGCCAACUGAAGCGUGGGAAGCUGGAUUAGUUCAGGAAGAGAAUGAGACAGCAGAGGAUUCCAAUGCUGAGAACCUGUAUGUUAUGGGGAUGGCGCUGUUUGAAGAAGCAUUGCAGAAGUGGGAGCUCGCUCUCACCCAGCGGCAAUCGAGCUCCUCUGAAAAGGAACAGAAGAGUUAUCCGAAGAGCCCUGGAGCGAGUGAUGGGACCGGCGAUGGCUGUGAGGAAUCCCAAAGAAAGGAGUUUUCACAGAGGCUGGAAUCCCUACUUCAUCGAGCCUACCGAUUGCAGGAAGAGUUUGGGGAGACCGUGCCUUCAAACAGCCUGCUGGCUGAUUUUGAGUGUGUUGGUCCACUAGCUCUUCCCUAUCGAGAGGAAUCUGCAAGAUACUAUCUGGAUGAUGAUAUCACUGUGAGUUCGGAGGACUCGUUUGUUUCAGCAGCAGAGCUAUUUGAUUUUUCAUUUGAUGUGGAAAGAUUCAACUUGUCCAGACCAUCUGCUUUAUAUGAGGAAGCUAUGAGGGUUGUUCAGGAGGACAGAGUCUCUUGCCGAUCAUUCAGAACCGAGGUCCUGGAGUGCUACAAUGAUGAGGAUUUCCUGGCUAAACUACAUUGUGUGCGUCAGGCAUUUGAGAUAUUACUACAAGAAGAGGAAAAUAGACUAUACUUCAGUGAAAUUGGAAAGCAGAUGAUCACAGGACUGAUGUCAACUGCAGGAAAGAAUGUAAAUAGAUUUCAUGAGACCUACAAAGAAAUGUUGCACUAUGCACGAAGAGAAGAAACCUGGGAGACGACAGAGCGGGAACUCAAGGGACGAGGGGUUGUAUGCAUGAACUUCUUUGACAUUGUGUUGGAUUUUAUUCUGAUGGAUGCCUUUGAAGAUCUCGAAAACCCACCUUCAUCUGUGGUUGCUGUUUUACGGAACCGCUGGCUCUCGGAUAGUUUUAAGGAGACGGCUCUUGCUACAGCUUGUUGGUCAGUGCUGAAAGCAAAAAGGCGAUUAUUACAGGUCCCCGAUGGCUUCAUUUCUCACUUUUAUUCUAUUUCGGAACACGUCAGUCCUGUACUUGCCUGGGGUUUUUUAGGACCAAAGCAGCACCUUUGUGAAGUAUGUACUAUCUUUAAGCAACAAAUUAUCCAGUAUUUGAAGGACGUAUUUGAUACGGACAAAAUGCGAUACACAACUGUAAAUUUGCUGGCAGAUGACAUUGUUCAGUUAUCGCAGCGUCGCAGUGAGAUUCUCCUUGGUUACCUGGGAAUUGAUGCAAUAAUGACAAUGAAUGGGAUGAUACCUACUGACAAUGGACCUUUGGAAGAGUGCAAUCCUGUGAGAAGGCCAAGCACAGAGGAUGCAACAAACAACUGAGAAUUAGUGAAUUGUAUCUGAUUCCUGGAUGGCCCCAUAUUAAGGAGACUUGCAAGAUUCCUUAUCAGAAUACUCCACAUACAUUGAGGUCGGCUCAUUCUGUUGGGUAUCAAUAUUUUAAUAUAUGGUAUUGGUUGGGGAAAGAUGAAAUACAGUGCCCUCCAUAAUGUUUGGGACAGACCCAUAAUUUAUUUAUUUACCUCUGUAAUCCACAAUUUGAGAUUUGUUACAGAAAAAAUCGCAUGUGGUUAAAGUGCACAUUGUCAGAUUUUAAUAAAGGCCAUUUUUAUACAUUUUGGUUUCACCAUGUAGAAAUUACAGCAGUGUUUAUACAUAGUCCCUCCCCAUUACAGGGCACCAUCAUGUUUGGGACACAGCAAUGUCAUGUAAAUGAAAGUAGUCAUGUUUAGUAUUUUGAAAAACUCCUUUGUUGCUUUAGCAGUAUGUUUGGGAUCAUUGUCUUGCUGUAGAAUGAAUCGCCAGCCAAUGAGGCAUUUGUUUGAACUUGAGCAGAUUGGAUGUGUCUGUACAGAUUUGUUAUGCUACUACUAUCAGCGGGUGUAUCAUCCAUGAAGAUAAGUGAGCCAGUAUCUUCAGCAGCCAUACAUGCCCAGGUAAUAACCCCCCCCACCACCGUGUUUCACAGAUGAAGUGGUAUGCUUUGGAUCUUGGGCAGUUCCCUCUGUCCUUCCAACUUUGCUCUUGCCAUCACUCUGAUAUAAGUUAAUCUUCGUCUCCUCUGUCCACAAGACCUUUUUGCAGAACUGUGGUUGCUCUUUUAAGUACUUCUUGGCAAACUGUAACCUGCCCAUCCUAUUUUCUGUUCAUGAAGUCUUCUUCGGACAGUGGUCAUUGACAAAUUCACUCCUGAAGAGUGUUUCUGAUCUACCGGACAGGUGUUUGCGGGUUUUUCUUUAUCAUAGAGAGAAUUAUUCUGUCAUCACAUGUGGAGGUCUCCCUUGGCCUCCCGGUCGCUUUGCGAUUAGUAAGCUUACCAGUGCUCCCUUUCUUCUCAAUGAUGUUCCAUUGGUAAGCCUAUAGUUUGGCUGAUGUCUCUAACAGUUUUAUUCUUGUUUCUCAGUCUCAUAUUGACCGUUGACUUUCAUUGGCACAACUUUGGCCCUCGUAUUGAUAAACAGCAAUAAAAGUUUCCAAAGGCGAUGUAAAGACUGGAGGAAAGACUAGGUGCUGAGAGCUCUCUUAUACCUGCAUUAAGGAGGCAAUUAAAGACACCUGAGCAAUUACAAAUGCCUGGGAAGCCAUGUGUACCAAACAUUAUGGUGCCCUGAAAUGGGCGGGACUAUUGCUGUACACAGCUGUAAUUUCUACAUGGUGAAACCAAAAUGUAUAAAAAUACCCUUUAAUACAAUCUGACAAUGUGCACUUUAACCAUUUCUUUUUUAUUACAAAUCUCAAAUUGCGGAGCACAGAGGCAAGUAAAUAAAUAAUGGGUCUUUGUGCCAAACAUUAUGGAGGGCUGUGUAGGAUGUUAUUCUUGAGUAAUCAUAUAUUCUAGGGAAGAAAAGAUGUUUCUUUAAUGGAGACCCCAAAGAUCACAAGACUGGGAAUAUGCUCCCUUCCAAUUUUAUUGUAACAUUACAUGAGAUAUGGGGACAUUGAAACAGUUCUUAACCAGAGAUGCCUAGAUGUGGGGGGGGUAAUUACAUUACCUUGUCUACCAGUGAGCCAUUUGAACCAGAAAAUGUGGUGGUGAUCAUUGGAUAUCAGAGUAGUAACAAAUACACUAAAAUGGGCCUUUGUACUCCUGGUUUAAAGAUGUAAAACUUUAUCCAGUGUUCCCUGUCUAAUCAAAUCCCCAUCGCUACUAUUAAAUCAUAGAAUGAUACCGUGCAAAAGAAUCUAUUAUUGACAAAACUAUCAUUGUUGCACAAAAAGAGCACUGUAUGUGAAACUGAAAGCACUUUUAAAUAAAUCAUUCACCUGAAUGAAAUGAAAAAUGAAGAAAAUAUGAAAAAAAUAGAAAAAGAUAUCACCAGAAUCUGCAGAUCAAUACUUUUUUUAAGGAAAUAAUUUGAUCGUUCUUAUGAAUAAUAUCCUACUUGAUAUUAUUUCUUGACCUGUGCCAACCAAUCGCCCUCCAGUUCCUGUGUGGGUCUGUUGCCCUAAACAAUGUCACUGAGGAACAAACAAUGGAUUGUAGACUUUGGAAGACAUGGAUAGAGGACAUUACGAAACGUCACCUAUCCUUGACUUCUCGAGAUGCUACCUGACCCACUGAGUUACUCCAGCAUUUUGUGUCUUUUUGUAAACCGCCACCUGCAGUUCCUUGUGUUUGGAUCGUAGGCUUUACUUGUUUCGGUAUUUUACAGGAUAAACGUGUUUUCCAACAGGAUUUUAAUGUUCCAUAAUAAAAAAAGCAGCCUGUGUUUGAUGUUAUAAACGGCCUUCUCAUUUUUUUAAAUUGCCUUGCCAAAGUGUAACUAGGUACUUGGUAAUUAUUCCAAAAGGCAGAAAGGGAUUGUAAAGAGUGAUUCUGCUUGUGUCAAAUAGAAUUGUUGCAAAUCUCUCAGAUGCAGUAACACAAAUAUAGGGGGAAAAAACAUAAUUAUUACCCAUGUAGUAUAUUGACAUCUAUAUCUUAUGAUCAAUAGAUGAUGCUAAUGCUAAUUAGUACUUUAUAAUUUCAGUUGCUGUGUUGAAGAAAUUUGGAACAAUUCUAACUGCUGCAAGCAGCAUCAUUCCCUAGAAUCCCAUUUCUGUCUUUUGGAAGAAUUAACUGUCCACCGCCGCUCUCAAAACAAAAAAAUACUUGCUGUAGGGAAGUGUGAAUUUCUUUGUGGGAGUUGGGAUUAAUGUUUUAAUUUUGCAUUUUGUUGGAACUUCCCAUGUGAAGCCCAAUCUGGGUUCCUUGUAAACGAGUCUGGAGAUAAUCUGCUGACUUCUGGAAAACUGAAUGAAUCUAACCAAUAUUCCUUAUUUACCAUCAAAGUUCAAUAUUGUCUGAUAAUAUAAAAUUCUUUGAUAUAUUUUCCAGAAUCAUAUCUUGGUUACUGAAGGCUUAAGGCUCAACUAAGCAAAUCCAUAAUUUUUUUUAAAAGAUUCAAUUUGUGGGGCUCUUUGGAUUUCCUAUGCCUCGCUAUAAUGGUGCUUUCCCAGAUGUCUCAAUCACAAUGUGUUUAUUGUCAUACAACACAGAAACAGGCCCUUCAGCCCAAAUCAUCGAUGCCAACCAAGAUGCCCCAUCUAAGCUAGUCCUAAUUUCCUGCGUUUAGUAUAGAGUCAAACACACAUGUUUAGGAGAAUUGGAAAAAAAAGUGCCAACUGGUGUUUAAAAAAAAAAAAAUAGAGUUGACGGUGUAAUGGUUGGAAUCGAAAGAAAUAUACCUUUUGGUUGUACAAGACCUAAUGGAAUUAAGUAUCUAGGUUGUCAUAGUCAAUAUGGACACUCCUUAAAAUACAAUUUCCUCAGAUGAACUCGCAAAUCAAUCAGGAAAAAUGUUUAUCUUUGGUCAUAUGGUUGGUAUAAGAGCUGUUUGAGAUUUGGGACUGAAGCUUGAGUAUCUGGUAAACAAUAACUAUUAAUUGCUGUCUUAAAGACUUUUAAGAAGCCAGGUUUGAAAAUGUAUUUCAUGUCACUUGUAUGGUCAGAAGUUCUAUUCUGCCGUUGAAAUUUGAAUAACAACAUUAUUGAGAACAUUUUCAAUCUGCAUCUUAAUGCAAGGUAUUUCUGCCAUGGGAAUGCAUGGUUGGAUAUGUGUUGGAUACUUACAUUGUGCUCGCCAAACUUGAACAAGGUUGAAUAUUUAACUGCUUGUACUAAAGUGUCGAAAUAUGCCCUGCCCAUAAAAGUCUUAAUAACAGAAAAGAAUAAUUUAGUCAGUCGAGAUUAGAUUUAUUUUCACGCUUUACAUUUAAUGUUAUUAAUGUUAUUUGUGACCCAAAUUGAAUUUUGAUAUUCUCCAUCCUGCCCCCCCACCCCCCCUCAAGUUAUUAAUGAAACAUAAGAGUGAUAGUGAAUGGAUAUUUUUGUGUGACAUUGGUUAAGGGAAUGAAUUUUGGCCAGGGCACUGGGGAAAACUCCUCUGCUCCUAUGAUAUCAAACAGUGAUGGGACCCUGUUUAACAUUUUUAUUAGCUGGCAUCACUGAUGGUGCGACACUCAUUUAAUCCUGCACUUGGAUAUAUCAGCCAAGAAGAUGUGCUCUGGUUUGAAAUAGUAAGGAAUCAAAGAGGUGGCCAUUACUGUUCCACUGGAUGUGCUUUUGACAAUAAGCCCAUUUCUGACCAUCCCAUUCAACUUUUAGAAACAUAGAAAAUAGGUGCAGGAGGAGGCCAUUUGGCCCUUUGAGCCAGCACCGCAUUUUUGACAAUACCUACCAUUAAUUUUUAUCCAUGCAUUGCUGGCUUGGGCCUGGCACCGUUGUUGUUAUGCAGCAUCAAUACUUUUUUGCCAAAUCCUGUUGGAAAGGAGGAUUAGCCCAGCAGUAAAGCUUGCAAUCCUGUAAUUUCUUCCUUGCACAGAGAUCGCACGUUUUAAGUUAUUCGUGCACGAGGCCCAGUUGGUCUGUGUUCAAUCAUUUUACAUGCAGCUUAUGAUACAGACUAUUUUAUGAAUCACUUCAAAUGUUUUGCCUCUGUUUCCAAGGAUAUCCUUUCCUAAUAUUAUACAGUCUGUGCAUGCAGAUUUAUCUGAUGUUUGUCUCUGGUUAUUAUUUACCAGUUUAAAUCAGUUGGUCAGAAGACAACUGAUCAUUUAAACUAAUGUUGCAAAAUUAGCCUUUUCAAUAUUAUUUACUGUCUUGUACACCCUUGAGAUUUCUUUUAAAGUUAUUAUUUUGCAGGAUGGAAAGUGUGAUUUUUAAGUUUUUUUCAUUAAUUCAAAGACCUUAUCACAGGGAAUAGCUUCAAGCCUUUUACUGCACUCCCUCUCUGAGCUUUGAAUUUCUUCCUUGUGUUUCUGCAGUCGGAAAUGGAUGAGGUGCUUACUCAGUGGUCUGACAGAGGUCUGUAAAAUAUAGUCGUAACAUCCUCUAACUUGUAUUUAAUUGCUUUGACCAGAUAAUUUAACAUUGUUCUGAUUUAUGCUGCCCUACUUCAGUAUGACAACUUUAAUAACCAUUACCAUUAACCUGCUGAGAUUCUGAGACCAUAUCUAUUUUAAUAUAAUCUGUGAAGUGUGCACACUGGAGCACAUUUUAGAAUGACCCCUGAGCCCAUCAAUGUGCAUCAUUCAAGAAAAAGUUAAGAUAUUUUUAAAAAUUAGUUGUUGGCACUUCUGCUAUUGGAUCCUAUUCUGCCAAUGAGCACCCAUGAAUUUACAAAAUUGUGGAGUGGCAUCUAUAGCUUAAUCUACUGCUAUCAUUUUUCCUGUUAAUAAGAGCCGCAGAUGCCAUUGGAUCUAAUGUUGAAUUCCAAUAUAAUGUAUUUUAAUUAAACAAAGAGUUUUGUAAGUUGGUUUUAAAAAGUGAUCGUGUCACAACCAGACAAGGAAAUAUGAGGGUUAUUGAUAUUUAAAAGUUUAUUUACAUUUUAAAUAAAACUCAUUGAUCCACAGACCCUUAUGUGACUAUGCUUGGUGACAUAGUGUGUGAAAUUUAUGUGACAUGGUGAAAAGAUAUUCCAUUUUACUACUUCCUGUUACUCAUUCUGUGUGAUCCAUGUAUUAAUUGUGCCUUGUUGUGCUUUGCUUUGUAACAUCCGAGUAUGAUUUGUGCAUUAAUACCCAGUCUUGGCAUGCCUAUAGCCCUUGGUUUGUGGUCAGUGAGAACAGGGAUUACUGUAUUUUGUAACGGGGUUUUAUACCUAUACCUUGUAGAGGGCAACAGAAAAAUGUAACCUGUCUCUUUGGAACCGUAAUUAAAUCUUGCAACUUCUGAAAGGAGAGGGUGGGAGCAAUAAACAAAAAUAGUGAGAAAAAUCAUCCUUGAGCCAUAUUAAUGCACCACCUCACGAAUGGUAUAAGAAUUGGUCAGGAGCAAAUAACUUCUUCACUAGGUUGGUUUGUAGCUCAGGAGUAGAGAAUUAAAUAUGGGGAAACUGUUUUGUACCUGUAAAUGGACAGUCUGUACAUGACAACCUGAUGUUGCAGGUGCAUUGAAUCUCAUUAUUAUUUUCAUUUAAUGUUUUUAUUGUGACCCUUAUUAUCUGCCUUUAUCAUCUCCUUAUUAAAUCAUGUUCUUAGUUUAUUUAAAGAAUGUCAUGUAUUGGGAAAAGUUUGCUGAAAUGCUGAGAAUUUAAGCAAAAAGGGAUCCAAGAGGUUUAAAGGUGUUGCUGAAUCAGUGCAUGAGGAAGGUCUUAACUAAACGAGAUGAACAAAUUCACUGUAAAGGUAUUUGGCACGUGUUGCAACAGAUCAAAACCUAUUACCAUACCCCUAGUAGACACACCAUUCGCAAAGUUUCUUUACCAGCAACAGCAAAUCUGGACAUGUUGAACUGAAAAUUUCCAAAAUCUAAAAGUUGUGAGGAGCACGCACCACAAAGUGAACUAUUAGUCUUAUCUUAACAUCCGCAGGUAUCAACCUGAGCAACAUAAAAUUGGCUGGAGAAUUCAACAGGUUGAGCGGCACCUGUGGAGGAAAAUGAACAAUGUUUUGGGUCGGGAUCCUUCAUCUGGAUUGAAAGAGGGGAAACAUUCAGUUUCGAGGGGAGGAGGAGAAGGACUGGCGAGCGAUGGGUGGAAACAGGUUAGGAUGGGUUAAUUGGCAGAUGGAGUCAAAUCAGGGAGGGAAGGGUGGAAAUUGUGACAGAGGCUGGGAGGCAAAAAAGGGCUGCAGAUGAAGGAAUCUGAUGAGAAAGGAAGGUGAAACAUGGAAGGUGGGAUGGGCAGAUGGGAACAAUGGGAGAAGGAGACCCUAUAGGAGAAAUGUGUGAUUGCGGAAAAGAAUGAAGUAGUUAAGGGAGGGGAAAGAAACUGGGUGAAAUCGGGCUGAGGGGUUUGUUGAUAAAUAAGAUAUGUGUGAGAGGAUCUGGGUAGAUCAGAAGGAGGGAAAUGGGGACAAAGAGGCAGUAGGUACUUGAAAUUGAGGAAUUGAAUGCUUAUGCCAUCAGAUUGUAGAUUACCAAGGUAGAAUAUCGGGAGCUACUCCUCUAGUUUUCGUUUGGCCUUGCCCUGACAGUGGAGGAGGCCGAGAAUAGACAGGUUAGUGUGAGGAUGGAAAGAGGAAUUACUAUGGUUUGCAUCUGGGUUCUCCAGAUGGCCAUGGGGGACAGAGCACUGGUGCGCAGCAAAGGCUGCACUUGGUCUCACAGAUGCAGAAGAGGCCAUUGGCAAAUUGUGAAUAAAUAAUUAUCAAAAUGUAUCCGAUAAUAAUUUGUUUAUUUACAACCAAAUCUAUUGUAAGGGGAAAUUGUGGUGGGGAGGUUGAAGAAAGCAGUGAUACCUAAGAAUUUUCAGAUUAAUCUGUAACGGUUCUAUUUUAGUUUGUGGCAGUUGGUUUUAGUUUGGUAGAUCCAGAGAUGUCUUUUGGUAUUGGUAGAAUUCUGGUCUCCACUGGUGUAUAAGGAUUAUUUACUUUUCCAAUACAUCAAUUACAAUCUUGUUUUCUGAGGCUUUCCCACAUGUACUACUACUGCAGCACCUUAAGGUAGUGUGGAUCAAUUCUUGCAGGUGGAUAGUGGGUUCAGUCUCAUGGCUGCUAUUGAGAAGUCUUCAAUUUAGAAAUUUGAGACUCUAGGGACUGAAAAGAUUGAAGGCUGAGUUCAAAUGUGUGCCUAUUCCUAUUGUUUUUAAUUAUUGUUAUUGAUGUAAAAUCUUUGCCAUGUGAAUUGAAAUUGCAUUUUUAUUAAAAAAAUCGUCCCUGUUAUCCUGUAUCCAUCAAUACAUUAAAACAACAUGAAAU
Messenger RNA from Amblyraja radiata (thorny skate), 9945 nucleotides. RefSeq names its product mitoguardin 2 (gene miga2). NCBI's taxonomy places the organism in Eukaryota, Metazoa, Chordata, Chondrichthyes, Rajiformes, Rajidae. Bases 340 to 2145 code for a protein of 601 amino acids. The record is from RefSeq and is a predicted model, not a curated record. Gene Ontology annotation, biological process: mitochondrial fusion. The transcript has 18 exons.